Sturnus vulgaris (Common starling) is the source of this 2186-nucleotide messenger RNA. The record is from RefSeq and is a predicted model, not a curated record. Lineage: Eukaryota; Metazoa; Chordata; Aves; Passeriformes; Sturnidae.
AUGUCUGUCUCUAACACUGUUUACACCUGGGAUAGCAAAGCGUGGACCUGCAAAUGGCAAGUGUUAAGGAGGAGCUGCAAAGCCUACACCGGGGAGCGACGGGCCAAGGGGACCCGCUCGGCGGGCCGGGCUCGGGGAGCGAAAGCGCGGCCCCGGGAGCUGCCCCCCAGCCCCUCGGCCGAGCCCACACCGUGCCGAACCCCGGGAGCCCCGAGGGAGAGAGGCAGCCCCGGAGCCGGGCGGGGAGGGCCGGAGGGAGCUCCUUCAGAGGGCAGCGGCCCCGGAGAGCGGCCAGCUCCGGCUGCAGCUCCGGCUGCGGCGCGAGAGGGAGGCGAGGGGAGCUCGGCGGCUCGAGUGGGCAGCCGGGGAGCGGAGCCCCUCCGCGGAGAUCCCGGCGGACAGCCUCCAACCCCUCGCUCCCUCCCUUCCUUAUUUCCCUCCUUCCCUCUCGCCUCUCGUUGGCGGCUGGCAAUCCUGCCCGCAGCACGAAGGGGCAGUGACACAAGCCGGGGACAAGCCCGCCGGAGGCAGCCGGCGCCGCCGCGCUCUGCUCAGGUACCCCGACCCUGUCCGAGGAUCCGCGUUUCUCCCCUCCCCCGGUGCCGCCGUGGGGUGGGACUCCCCGGCGGGCCGCGGUCUCCCAUUCUGCUCUCCACCCCCCCGCCGCUGCCCGGCGCCGGGGGUCGGUGCUGGGGCGGGCGUGCCGGGGGUGGGCGGGCUCCGCCACCCGACGGCGCGUCCCGGACAGUGCCCCACAGCCGGCGGGUGGGCAGCGGCACCCCCGGGACGAUGCCGCUGCUCGGCGGGGACUGGCCGGCGGCCCCGCGCCUCUUCCCGGCCUCCGCUGCCGUCCUGCUGGGCGUCCUGUGCCUGCCCGGGGCGCCGGCCUCCUCCCUGCUCACAGGAUCGGUUGCAAAAUGUGAAAAUGAAGGGGAAAUUCUGCAGAUACCUUUUAUCACAGACAACCCUUGUAUAAUGUGUAUUUGCCUGAAUAAGGAAGUGACGUGCAAAAGGGAGAAGUGUCCAGUGCUCUCCAAGGACUGUGCUCUUGUCAUUAAGCAGAGAGGAGCUUGCUGUGAGCGUUGCAAAGAUUGCAGUUUUGGAGGAAAUAUGUACAACAGCUCCAUGAAAUGGCACCUCCCCAGCAAUCCCUGUGUUACAUACCAGUGCCAGGAAGGAGUGAUAGUAGAAUCAGAAAUACAGUGUGUUGUUCAUUGCAAAAACCCUUCCAAACCCAGGGGAAUGUGUUGUCCUGUGUGUCCAGGUUGUGUAUUUGAAGGGAGACUCUACAAUGAAGGAGAAGAAUUCAGGCCUGAAGGAAAUAAAUGUACCAAGUGCUCUUGUAUUGAUGGCAGGACACAGUGUAUCCAAGAAGUCUGCCCCAUUCUCUCAUGUCCCCAGCACCUCAGUCACAUUCCUGCUGGACAGUGUUGCCCCAAAUGCUUAGGACAGAGGAAAGUGUUUGACCUCCCAUUUGGAAGCUGUCUCUUUCACAGCAACGUGUAUGAUAAUGGUUCCUCAUUUAUGUAUGACAACUGCACAGUGUGUACAUGCAAGGAUUCAACAGUGAUAUGUAAGAAGAGGUGUUUCCUUCCUGGCGAAUGCAAUAAAAACAAAGACCACUGCUGCAAAGAGUGUGUCUCAUACAUCUCUCCUGAGGAGGUGAAAGUAUGCAAGUUUGGCAAUAAGAUCUUCCAGGAUGGAGAGAUGUGGUCCUCUGUGAACUGCACCCUCUGUGCUUGUGUGAAAGGCAAGACAGAGUGUCGCAAGAAACAGUGCAUUCCAGUCAGCAGCUGUCCUCAUGUGAGUUUUUUAAAAGAACUGAGCUUUCUUCUCUUUUCUGCUCCACCAUUAUCUUUUUCAUUAUCUUUUUUUCAGUGUUUCUUGGAAGUUGUGUGCAUGACAGUGAGGCAUGCUGUUUGGAAAGAAGGGAUUAUCUGGAAUGUUAAUUUAGGCUGGCAUUUCCCAAAUGUGCAACUAUUAUCCUGAAUAUGGUCUUCCUGCCUCUAUCCUUGCUCUGGAGAUUCUGUGCUCCUCCUCUCCUUCUCCUUUAACUUUCUCUGUCCAAGUAUCUGCAUUGGAACAGUUAUUUUUGACUUUUAUUUAAUAGUUUUAUAGAGUGGUGAGGUGACUAUGUUGAUAUUUCAGUAGUGUGUAUAUUGUUAAGGCAAGGCAUAGGAGGUUGU